GAAAACACUGACUCUGCAAAUUAUGGAGCAAAGUGAAAAAUUCCGUUUCGAGUACCUUUUCUUUAUUUCUUAUCCCCCAAGAAAAAAAAAAGGUAGCAUCAUGAUGGAAAAUUUAAGCAGAAGCACUGUAGUGUUCCUUCUCUUCUGCACCGUGGUGGUUCUUCAAUUCAAGAUCGCCGUUCAACAAGGUGGCGCCGGCCACCGUGUUGUUCGAGAUGAAGCAGAAUAUCCACUCUUACGUAAGCAUGUCCUGGAUACUGUUUCCCUGCUCAAAAGGUCUCACAAAAGCUCGUGGGAGAAGGUCAAAUCUGUAAUUCGCGACCUUCAGAUGAAGUUCUCCCCUCCAAAUUUGGAUUUCAGGACAGGGAAAGAGGCCCAAAGUGAUGGAAUGAAAGAUGCAGCAGAGAAGAGCUUCCAUAAAAGCAAAGAGACAGUAAAGGAAUCUGCAAAAUCUGCAGCAGAAAUGGUUGGAGAUGCAGUUCACAAGACUGCACAAAAGGUCAAGACUACUUCCUCUGCCUCUGCCUCUGCCUCUAAGCGAGAGUCUGAUUCAGAGCUCUAAAUAUUUUUGUUAUAUAUAAGCACGCAGACAUAUUUGUUUAAUCAGUAGAAACAAUUUAUAUAUCUUCAAGUUCUAAUACCUCCAAAUUCAAAUUUAUCCUCUCUAUA
This is a messenger RNA of Prosopis cineraria, 669 nucleotides long. RefSeq lists its product as uncharacterized. Lineage: Eukaryota; Viridiplantae; Streptophyta; Magnoliopsida; Fabales; Fabaceae. Bases 23 to 562 code for a protein of 179 amino acids. The transcript is spliced from 2 exons. The record is from RefSeq and is a predicted model, not a curated record.